AUGACUGGUGCCGGUCAAACCCAUGUGGGUCAGAUACGGCGGAAAAGAAAUACGCUUUCGAGAACAUUCAGCACCGCAUCUGGGGCAAAGCACACACUAGAGCAACAGGAUGUGCGGCAGAGACGCUUUCGUACACCCCGUGGCUCUGAUGGUGCUCUCGAUAGCUGCGAUGGGUCAAUCGCGUCCUUGCCAGCACGCAGCAGUGCGCUCGAGAAUGACAGCAGGUAUAUGGCUAGGCUUGCAGCCUCCACUAGCACGGGUGUAGGAAGGACUCGAUCAGCUGACUCUCCAAGUGAC
Sphaeroforma arctica JP610 is the source of this 297-nucleotide messenger RNA. RefSeq lists its product as hypothetical. The record is from RefSeq and is a predicted model, not a curated record. The transcript has 3 exons. The annotation marks the transcript as partial. NCBI's taxonomy places the organism in Eukaryota, Ichthyosporea, Ichthyophonida.